UGGGACUCUUGGAAUAGCCUGAAGUAACUUCGUGAUUUGUGAGACUCUUACUUCUUCUUCUGACUGUUUGGCUAUUCUUUGCUCAUUUUCUUGAUUCAUUCCUUUUUCCGAAGAGAACAAUGGUUUUUGCAGAGGUCAUUCUUGGUGCAGUCCUUCAAGUGCUGGUUGACCGGUUAACGAAGCUCGAAUGGCCGAACUUUGCCGGCCGAGAGGGAGUUCAAGAAUGGUUGGACGAUUGGAAGGAAAAAUUUUCACUAGUUCGGAUGGCGCUUAAAGAUGCAACUGAGGAGCAAUACACUAAAGAAGUAGUGAAAGCAUGGCUCAACGAUUUCACACAAUUGGCAUACGACGUGGAAGAUAUUCUGGAUGAGCUGUCCACGGAAGCUAAUUCGCAACGCAUCAUGUUGAUUGAUGAAAGCCAGGCUAGCACGAGUAAGGUAGGGAAUCUUGCCACUGCUUGUGUUAACCGUUUGUCUCCAAGUGUUUUUGAGUUCAAGAUUACGAUGAGAAAAAAGAUAAAGAAGAUCACUUCUCGAUUAGAUAAACUUGUGACACGAAAAGAUAAACUGAACUUGGAUAACAAUAUUGUUGAGACGGCAAACACAAGAACAAAGAAAACGCCUUCAACUUCUUUGGUGACUGCCACAGAUCACAUGUAUGGCAGGGAGAAGGAGUCAGAGGAUGUACUUAAACUAUUGCUCAGUGAUCCUGCUUCAACUGAAGUAAACGUGAUUUCUAUAAUUGGUAUGGGGGGUAUAGGCAAGACAAGACUCGCCCAGUUUGUAUACAAUGAUAAAAAGGUGAAAAACUUUUUUAAUCUGAAAGCAUGGGUUUGUGUUUCUGAAUAUUUUGAUGUUGAGGCGAUUACAAAAACAAUAUUACUCCAUGCGCAACCUAAAAUCAACUGUGACAACAUGGAUCUAAAUCGGUUGCAACUCAAGCUAAAAGAGGCAAUACGUAGGAAGAGGUUUCUAAUUGUUCUGGAUGAUGUUUGGAAUCGUGACAUUUUUCAGUGGACACUCCUGUGUGCUCCUUUCGAAGCAAUGGAUCCAAGAAGCAGCAUUAUCAUCACAACUCGUGAUCAAGAAGUCUCGUCACAGAUGACCGCCUUUAAAGUUAAACCUUACAGGUUAGGACCAUUGUCAAAUGAAGCUUCUUUGUCUCUAUUUGCCCAACAUGCAUUGCCUUCAAGAGACAUUAGUGCACAUCCGGAGCUUAAAGAUAUUAGUGAGAAAAUUGUGAAAAACUUUAACGGCUUGCCUCUAGCGGUAAAAGCCGUCGGAAGCCUCUUACACAAUAAGAAGCAAAGUAAGUGGGAUUUAGUUUUAAACAGAAAAGUAUGGGAUACAUUGGAGGAAACUGGAAUCGCUUCAAUUCUUAUGUUGAGCUAUCACCAUCUCCCCUUACAUUUAAAGAGGUGCUUUGCGUAUUGUUCUAUAUUCCCAAAGGACUAUAAAUUUGAGAAGACUCAGGUGGUUCUUUUAUGGAUGGCCGAAGGUUUGAUUCAGCAAGAAGAGAACAUCGAAAUGGAAGAUUUAGGUAUGGAGUAUUUUGACAAUCUGGUUUCAUGUUCACUUUUCCAACAGUCUAGCGAGAACAAAUCAAGAUUUCUAAUGCAUGAGAUCAUCAAUUAUGUUGCUAAAUUGGCAGCAGGAGAUACAUGCUUUAGAACGCAGGAUAGAGCUAAGGGCAAUUAUGAUCAGCAAGCUGAGAAUAAUUUUGAAAAGGUCCGCCACCUGUCUUACUUGGGUGGCGAAUACGAUAGUUUUGACAAGUUUGAGGUAUUUUCUAAAUUCACUCAUUUACGUACCUUCUUACCUCUUAUGUUGCCAUCUCCAGUCACUUGUUAUCUGGAUUUUCGUGUUCCUCUUCAAUUGCACCCAAGGCUACGACGCCUGAGGGUUCUCUCUUUAAGGGGGUACGGCAUAACUGAGCUAUCUGAUUCAGUUAGUAAGUUAAAGCAUCUAAGGUACCUCGACCUUUCUGAAACUUGGAUCAAAAGCAUGCCCGAAUUAAUAACGGAUCUCUACAACUUACAAACAUUGUUGUUAGAGGAUUGUUUUUAUUUAGAUAAAUUGCCUUCGAUGUUUGGGAACCUGGUCAACCUUCGCCACCUCAAUAUUCUAGGAGCAACUAAUUUGAAAGGAAUGCCUAGGCAAAUAGGGCAAUUAAAAUUUCUCCAAACACUGUCUAAUGUGGUUAUUGGAGACGGUGGUUGCUUCGGAAUAAAAGAUCUAGCAUCUUUGUCACAUCUUCAAGGGACUCUCUGCAUUUCAAACUUGGAGAAAGUGACAGAACUCCAACAUGCAAGGGACGCUGAUUUAAUAAAUAAGCCCCAAAUUAGGGAGUUGUCGUUGGAAUGGAGUGAAAGCAUGACUAGGGAUGGAACAAGUGAGUUAAAUGUACUCAACAUGCUACAGCCUCACAACGGUUUGGAAGUGCUUACUAUUAGCCGCUAUGGUGGUACAGAAUUUCCGAGGUGGUUAUAUUUAAAAAGUCCUUUUCAUGAUAUGGUGGUCUUGACAAUUGAGAAUUGUAAAGAUCGAGUGCUAGUCAUUGCCACCAAUCGGGCAAUUACCAGCACUAAAAGUCCUUUCCAUCCGCGGCAUGGCUAAUGUGAAGAAAGUUGGUGCUGAGUUUCGUGGGGCUGGUGUCUCACCUUUUAGAUCGUUGGAGACUUUGCAUUUCCAAGAUAUGAAAGAGUGGGUGGAUUGGAAUUCUUGUGAAGAAUUCCCAAAUUUAUGUGAGCUUUCACUUAGAAGUUGUCCCAAGCUAUCGGGAAAUAUACCGAAACGCCUUCCUUUGCUAAAGAAUGUUCAGAUAGAUGGUUGUGGGAAGU
Messenger RNA from Carya illinoinensis, 2839 nucleotides. RefSeq names its product putative disease resistance RPP13-like protein 1. Gene Ontology annotation, molecular function: ADP binding; protein binding. Bases 120 to 2615 code for a protein of 831 amino acids. The record is from RefSeq and is a predicted model, not a curated record. The transcript has a single exon. Gene Ontology annotation, biological process: defense response to other organism. Lineage: Eukaryota; Viridiplantae; Streptophyta; Magnoliopsida; Fagales; Juglandaceae.